This is a messenger RNA of Scophthalmus maximus (turbot), 2174 nucleotides long. It is a transcript of the gene scn1ba, whose product is annotated as sodium channel, voltage-gated, type I, beta a. Bases 593 to 1297 code for a protein of 234 amino acids. The record is from RefSeq and is a predicted model, not a curated record. Gene Ontology annotation, cellular component: voltage-gated sodium channel complex. Gene Ontology annotation, biological process: cardiac muscle cell action potential involved in contraction; regulation of heart rate by cardiac conduction; sodium ion transport. NCBI's taxonomy places the organism in Eukaryota, Metazoa, Chordata, Actinopteri, Pleuronectiformes, Scophthalmidae. Gene Ontology annotation, molecular function: sodium channel regulator activity. The transcript is spliced from 7 exons.
CCAAGCUCCACUGCACGAGUCUCUCACACAUAUCUUCCAUUUUCCAGCAUUGCCUAUAAGAUCUCAGUCUUCCCUGCAGCUUUUGGUGCUGAUUCAUUUGGCCGGUCUGCGAGUCAGGACACUGGCAUUAUUCGGUCUCGCUGUGGAACUCCGAGCAUAAAGAGUUUAACAAAGGCCGCUUUGGAUGCGACAAGAGGCUGCAACCUGAAACCCGAGAGAAGAUUCCUCCCUCUGGUAACCCUAUACACCUGCUUACACCCUCCCGAGGCUGCACGGACGGGCUCUCCGGCCAAGGAGAGUGAUUCAGAGUCCUCAUGGGAUGUGCACCUUCCACUCUGCUGCUGUAGAGGUGGCUGAAGAAGAUCGGGUCAGCGAGAGGACCCACCCGCACGCCCCUUCCUCCUCCUGCCAUUGUAUCAGCUGAAAAGACAAGAGGAGAAGAAGAAGAAGACAAAGAAGCAGAAGAGGACACCCAAGUGGACCACACCCAGAGUCCAUCAAGGAAAGGAGUCUCCUCCUCUCAACUCCCAGACCUUUUACUCGGAGUCAGGACGGCUUUGAGCUGCCACCAGUCUCAUUUCCACUUAUCAGGAUGUCUGCGGUCCAUGAGCUGUUGCUGCUCCCUUUGGCCAUCCUGGUGCUUCAAGCCUCUCUGUGCCAUGGCGCCUGCGUGGAGGUGGACUCGGACACAGAGGCCGUGGCCGGCAAAGGCUUCAAACUGGGCUGCAUCUCCUGCAAGAUGAGGGGCGAGGUGCAGGCCACCGCCUUCGUCAACUGGUACUUCAAGGCUUCAGAUGAGACGGAGUUCUCCCUGUUAUACAGCUUUGAUGACCAAGUGGGCAAAGUCUUUGACCCUCGUUUUUACGAACGUCUGUGCUGGAAUGGCAGCAAACACACCAUGGACCUGCAGGACGGCUCCAUCUUCAUCCUCAAUGUGACCUACAACGACACGGGAACCUACCAGUGCAUAUUCAACCGCACCCUCAUCUACCCCAAAUACUAUUUUCAAACCAACCACAGCAAGAUGAUCAACAUGAAAGUGGUGCCACGACUCACCAGGGGGAUUGCGUCCAUCUUGUCUGAGGUGAUGAUGUACGUGUCCAUCAUCGGGCUGCAAUUAUGGCUGCUGGUUGAGAUGAUUUACUGCUACAGGAAGAUCUCAGCAGCGGGAGAGGAAGCUCUGAGAGAGAGCGCGGCGGAGUAUUUAGCUAUAGCAUCGGAAAGUAAAGAUAACUGUGCAAGUGUACAAGUGGAUGAGGAGCACUGGUCAAGGAAGAAUUCCAGUCAGCUUCCAUGAAGAAUCUCAAACUCACUUUUGUGCUCCUCCUCUCCUCUCACCAUCGCUCACCUCCCGCCAUCCUCCAUACACGAUGGGGGAAAAAAAUGGAACCACAACGGAGAAAGAUCUCCACAGAAAGGUUAUUUAAAGUGACUUCCUGCAACAACAAAAAAAGAGGAUGGAAAUGACUCUGUAUCCCGAUGAGGCACAGGAUGGAUGCAUCAGGUUGUGGUUCAACGUCACAGAGAGAGAGAGAGAGAUAUCUGUACUGUAUAUACGUGUACAAGUAUACACAGAUAAUCUUGUACAGUAUAUCGUAGGCCUAUAUUAUAUAUUUACUAACUGCAUGAUAACAAGAUUGAAACGACCGACAACAUGCUCAUGAUGUUGUGUCACGUGUUUUUGAGAAUCAGUUUCCUUACACACAGUGUGCCGGCGUCGGGGCUCCAUCAACACGGAAACCAUGUGUCAGUGUCUACCCAUGAGGCUGAGAAUGAACAUUCGGACCAAAUUCAUUUUACUUCUAAAUCCAAAUAUGACAGGUUUUAUUGCCAAAUAAUGACCCAAGUUUUUGGGUACCCCCCUCCUCCUACACAAACUUAAUCAAAAUCGGCCUUAAUUAAAAGCAUUUAAACCGAAAAGCCACGCCUCGCUCCUCCCCGGGUCUGCUGCGCAACUACGGCGUUGCGCUGCCAUGACAACAGUCGCACGUGACAAGGCACAUACACGACGUAGAGACCCAGGGACGUAGAGACCUGGCCAGCCGCAAGCCUAGCUACGCCGGCCGGCCGCGAACUACCCCGAAACCGAAAAAUUAUGGCGUAGACGCGAUCUGUUUUUCCGCACUUCAAGGGGGGAGGUGCUGCUCAGGUUGGGGGCGUGGUCCCCCCAGUAG